GCAAACACUGGACAGAAAACUGUGGAAAGCAGUCAUUGAUUAAAAUAUUAACGAGCGGACACCGAAAACAAGCAAUGUGGAAUUAAUAAAGAUCAAGGGAGAGGUCCGUGUCGUACAAAGGGUAAUACAUCUAGGAGGAACAUUGUAGCCUGCAGCAUGCUGUCCAUUUACAGGUCAAGGGGAUAAAAGUCAAGGCUAAGUUGUGUGCCAGCAGCCCAGCAGUGUCCACCGCAACCUGAGGAAUGGGGAACACGGCGACCAAGUUCCGCAAGGCGCUGAUCAACGGAGACGAGGGUCUGGCCUGCCAGCUGUACGAGGGCAAUCCCCAGUUUAAAGAAUCACUGGACCCCAACACUUCAUACGGGGAGACUUACCAGCACAACACCCCCCUGCACUAUGCCUCCAGACAUGCAAUGAGCCGACUGUUGAGAUCCUUCCUCUUUUGCAAAGAUGGAAACCCCAACAAACGCAACAUUCACAAUGAAAUGGCCCUGCACCUACUGUGCAUGGGACCACAGAUCAUGCUGUCAGAAGGUGCCCUCCACCCACGCAUUACUCGCCCCUUUGAGGAUGAGCAGAAGCGUGCCGACUGCCUCCAGAUGAUCCUAAAAUGGACUGGAGCCAAGCUGGACCAAGGAGAGUACGAGAGAGCCAACAUUAACGCCACUGACAAUAAGAAAAACACCUGUUUGCACUAUGCAGCUGCCUCAGGGAUGAAGAUCUGUGUGGAGUUCCUGGUGAAUAGCCAUGCAGACCUUUUUGCAGAGAAUGAAAACAAGGAGACGCCAUGUGACUGCGCUGAAAAGCUGCACCACAAGGAGCUGGCCCUCAGCCUUGAGGCUCAGAUGGUCUUCUCUAUGAACCCCGAGGCUGAGAGUAUCGAGGCGGAGUAUGCUGCCCUUCACCACAAAGAGCCAUAUGAGGGCCUGAAGCUGCAGGAUUUGCGAAGGCUGAAGGACAUGCUGAUUGUGGAGACGGCUGACAUGCUCCAGGCCCCACUCUUCACUGCUGAAGCGCUGCUCCGGGUACACGACUGGGACAGAGAGAAGUUGCUGGAAGCCUGGAUGUCCAACCCCGAGGAUUGCUGCCAGCGAUCGGGUGUUCAUAUGCCAACCCCACCUCCCAGCGGGUACAACGCUUGGGACACCCUGCCUUCCCCUCGGACGCCUCGUACCACCCGUUCCUCCGUCACCUCCCCUGAUGAAAUCAGCCUGUCACCCGAGGAUGAGGGCAUCCCUCUGUGUGGCAUCUGUAUGUGUGCCAUCUCUGUGUUCGAGGAACCCAUUGACAUGUCAUGUGGGCAUGAGUUCUGCCGAACAUGCUGGGAAGGGUUCCUGAAUCUGAAGAUACAGGAGGGAGAAGCACACAACAUCUUCUGUCCAGCCUAUGACUGUUUCCAGCUGGUUCCUGUGGAAGUUAUCGAGAGUGUGGUUUCCCGGGAGAUGGACAAGCGAUAUCUCCAGUUUGACAUAAAGGCAUUUGUGGAGAACAAUCCUGUGAUUCGAUGGUGCCCAACGGCAGGAUGUGAAAGAGCAGUACGGCUCAUACAGCAGGGCCCUGGCGCCAUUACCUCUGAUUCCCUCAGCUUCCCCAUCCUCCGAGCUCCUGCGGUGGAUUGUGGGAAAGGGCAUAUCUUCUGCUGGGAGUGCCGAGGAGAGGCCCAUGAACCAUGUGAUUGUCAAACCUGGAAGAUGUGGCUCCAGAAAGUGUCUGAGAUGAGGCCAGAAGAAUUGGCUGGAGUGAGUGAGGCUUUUGAGGAUGCAGCCAAUUGCCUGUGGUUGCUGACCAACUCCAAACCCUGCGCUAACUGCAAGUCACCAAUUCAGAAGAAUGAAGGCUGCAACCACAUGCAAUGUGCCAAGUGCAAGUAUGAUUUCUGCUGGAUCUGUCUGGAGGAAUGGAAGAAGCACAGCUCAUCCACAGGAGGCUACUACCGCUGCACCCGCUACGAGGUCAUCCAGCAGGUGGAAGAACAAUCCAAGGAGAUGACAGUGGAGGCUGAAAAGAAGCACAAAAGCUUUCAGGAGCUGGACCGCUUCAUGCACUACUACACGCGCUACAAAAACCAUGAGCACAGCUACAAGCUAGAGCAGCGUCUUCUGAAAACUGCCAAAGAAAAGAUGGAACAGCUGAGCAAAGCCUUCAGUGGGGAGGGUGCUGCACCGGACACCAUGUUCAUCGAAGACGCUGUACAUGAGCUCCUCAAGACUCGCCGCAUCCUCAAGUGCUCUUACCCUUACGGCUUCUUUCUGGAACCCAAAAGCACAAAGAAAGAAAUAUUUGAACUUAUGCAGACUGACCUGGAGAUGGUGACAGAGGACCUUGCUCAGAAAGUGAAUCGCCCUUACCUCCGCACACCCCACCAUAAAAUCAUCCGUGCAGCCUGUCUGGUUCAACAGAAGAGACAAGAGUUCUUGGCGUCCGUUGCUCGUGGCGUGGCGCCCAAUGACUCUCCAGAAGCCCCUCGCCGCAGGUAUCAUCCCAUUUUUGCUGGUGGGACAUGGGACUGGGAGUACUUGGGCUUUGCUUCUCCUGAGGAGUACGCAGAGUUCCAGUACCGAAGACGGCACAGACAGCGGCGGCGUGGAGAUAUGCACAGCUUACGCAGUAGCACCCCUGACCCAGACGACCCCAGUGACAGCACUUUAGAUGCCCUUGAAGGUGGUGGACGGAGACAUGGCCCCUCCAUGGUGAGUUCAGCUUCUGGCCUUAAUUCUCUUGACGAGGAUGACCCCAAUGUCCUGCUAGCUAUCCAGCUCUCUCUGCAGGAGUCUGGGCUGGUAAUGAGUGGUGAGACUCAGGAGAUUUUCAGUAACGAAGCCUCCAUCGGAGCAAUCGGCACCUCUCUGCCAUCCAGACUGGACCCUGUGCUGCACAGCGUAGAGGUGCCUCGUGCUGCUCUUAGCAGCUCUGAACUCCUAGAGCUGGGAGAGAGCUUGAUGAGGCUGGGGAACAUCACCAGCCAGUACACCCCUGAACCCUUCGAUAACCUGCACCCCUUCGGCGAGUCUCCAGGAGGCAUCUUCUCCUCUUCCAGCGACACUGACUCGGCCUGCCACGAACCUAGUACCGCCAACGCCAACCUGCUUGGCAACAUCAUGGCCUGGUUCCACGACAUCAACCCCCAGAGCAUCGCAUUCAUCCCGUCGGCCCCCUCAGACCCUCACCUGGACACGCUGGCGGACCCCACAAUGCAGGCACAAAUGCAGGCGGAUGACGAGCCAUCGGCCCAGGUCGAGGACGAGGCAGGGAGGCUCCCCCAGCCGGAGGCGGAAGGCACGGCCGCCGCGGGCGACCAGAACACGGAGCCUGAAGGCAGAGAAGUUGACUGUGACGCUGAUCUCAGUCAUCCUCAUGUCCUAGAAUGAGCUGUGGGAUCAGGGUGGAUUUUCCUCACCGGAAUGGGACACUUGUUGCAGGGUGCAGAUGAGAUCACUGGACAGGCUUUUACUUUUGCUCAGUGAAGUUGGCAGUGCUGUGAAUAUGACCAGAUCUCAUUCCCAUCGACCCUUUUCUGCCUGCCUAUUUCUGUCAUAACCGGUGCCAAGCUGUAAUUUGUCUAAGCAUAACGUACUUCAGAAGGAACCAAGGUUAUAACAUGCAUAUUGUGCCUACAUUGCUAAGAACCAAUCAGAAUCCCCCUUCCCCUGAUCCAUUAUUAUUUACCUAUAGUGUAGCUAAGAGACAAUAAGCAGUUAUAACUUUUAAAAAAUAUAUAUAUUUCUUUUUUUAAACUAUCAAGUCUGCCUUUGAAAAAUCACAAUCUGGACCUGAGAACAGAAAUUUGGUAUUUCAAUCAGAUACCAUUUUUUUUCUACAUAAUUUAAUCAUGAUGGUAUCGACAACUGAGGCUAAAUUUGGAAACUGACUGACUUACUGAGGCUGCCGUAAUUGUUUUAUACUGAAUGCGCCUUAAUUUGAAAUUUUUUCUUUUGUUUUUGUUUUGUUAUUGGCACAUUUCAGAAGUACCUCAGCAUUGAAGCAUAAACACUUCUUUUAACGGUCACUGUAAUUUAUUUUUAAUCAAAAUGAGUGUGUUGGAAUUUUAAAUUGCAUUAAAUUUAAAAUAUUUUUGUCUUUAACCUCUCAUUUUAGAUCAACUUUUUAGAUUAUUUAAAGAGCAUAUUGAUGCACUAAACAUAGGAUAUACAGAGCCUGUAGGAUAUACUGUGUAGUCUGUCUGGACAGUGACACAUUGUUUUUGCUGUUUUGGCUACUCCAGCACAUUGGAUUGGAAAGGAAUCGGUGAAUAUGAGGUUGCUGUGUAUUCCUGUUAAAUCGGAUGUGGACGUAAAUACCCUCUAAUUAAAAAUGCCAGUCUAUACAUUAAACCUCUUGUCCAAUCCAUCCAAAUCCAAAAUUACAAAAAUUGUCUCUGUCGUAUGGACUGCACUUAUAUUCCAAUUGAUUACAUCUAACCUAAAUUGAUUAUAUUUAUAACUAACAUUAUGAGCUCAGUUUAUUUGUGAAUGUUAACGGUUAUUUACACGGUGAGCUCCAUAAUCUUUAGGACAAAGACAUUUUAUUUGGCUCUGUGCUCCACAAUUUUAGAUUUGCAAUCAAACAAUUCACAUGUGAAUUGCAUAUUUAGAGUUUUUAUUCAAGUAUCUAUUAUACUUUGGUUUCACCAAGCAGUAACAAACAAUACUAGAUACUGAAAGAUUUCCAAAACCUGUACUAAGGAAUUAAUUGAAAACUCCUUACGAAUCAGAAAUGUCUGUGAAGCCAUUCGUCCGAAACAUAAUGGUGCCCUGAAAUAGGGGGAUGUAUAGCUAGUACCCUGAUUUCUAGUUGGUGAAAACAAAGCAUAUAAGAAUAUCCCAAAUGAAAGCUGAGUGUGUAUGUUGGCCAUUGUUGGAUUACAACUUGUUGUAGUACAGAGCCCAAUCAAGAAACACUUUGUCCCAAACAUUAUGGAGCUCACAGUACAGUAUGUGAGGCAUGCGCACAGAGAGAAAUGUGCAAACUAGUUAUAGAGAAGUACAAUGCUGUGAGAAUUUUUUUUUUUUUUUUGCCCAGGAGUGAUACAAGAUGGAACACUACUUUGUAAAGGAUAUCAGAUCUGUAUUUUAGAAAAUGAAAUUCCCUCUAAAUUAUUGUAAUAAUUUCACAAUUAAAUAUAUUGUUGAGGUUAUUCAUCUGAAUUGGUUAUAUGGCUUUGUUAUAUGUUAUGUUAAGUUAUGUUACGUGAAAUAGAAUUCCAAUAUUGGUAUCUUCUCAAAGUUUCAUUAAUCUCUCAAAUUUGGUGUUGUGGCUGUUUUGAAAUUGGAACCGCAAGAAAACACAUAUUACAAUGGAAUGUGUCCUGCAAAAAUGAAGCUACGUAAAGAGUGCUCCGUAUGGACUUGGUGUGGGAUUCUUGUGGAGUUGGCUGCAGUGUAACUAUGCAGUGUGAAAAGGGGAAUACUAAAUUCUGUUUGUAUACUAAAUUCUUGGUAAGUGUCAAGACAAGACAAAUUAUUAACAAGAAAAAAUUAAGUAUUUUAUAGCCCAGUAAAAAUUUUAUAUUGUAAAGCAACGUAAUCUUGAAAUGUUGUUUGCACUUUCAUAGUCCUAUACUUGAUACAUUCCCAGUUUAUAUGGCAUAAGUAAUGUUUGAUGUCUGGCCAAUCAAAGAAAGGUUUACUCUUAAUAAAAGUUGCCUAAAAUGUG
This is a messenger RNA of Conger conger (European conger), 5652 nucleotides long. RefSeq names its product ankyrin repeat and IBR domain-containing protein 1-like. Gene Ontology annotation, molecular function: ubiquitin conjugating enzyme binding; zinc ion binding; ubiquitin protein ligase activity. Gene Ontology annotation, cellular component: cytoplasm; ubiquitin ligase complex. The transcript is spliced from 21 exons. Gene Ontology annotation, biological process: ubiquitin-dependent protein catabolic process; protein polyubiquitination; positive regulation of proteasomal ubiquitin-dependent protein catabolic process. Bases 243 to 3368 code for a protein of 1041 amino acids. Lineage: Eukaryota; Metazoa; Chordata; Actinopteri; Anguilliformes; Congridae. The record is from RefSeq and is a predicted model, not a curated record.